Molecule: messenger RNA, 1477 nt
Organism: Rhinichthys klamathensis goyatoka
Lineage: Eukaryota; Metazoa; Chordata; Actinopteri; Cypriniformes; Leuciscidae
Gene: fbxo9
Product: F-box protein 9
Exons: 13
Coding region: 166-1434 (422 amino acids)
Biological process (GO): SCF-dependent proteasomal ubiquitin-dependent protein catabolic process
Cellular component (GO): SCF ubiquitin ligase complex
Molecular function (GO): protein binding
Source: RefSeq, a predicted model, not a curated record
GAGCGCUGCUGUCACUCACAAACUCACUCGUCAUGAUGGCUGCCGUGUGGCGAGCUCGCGUAUUUGCCCGCUCUGUCGUCCGCUUCUCUGAUCGUGAUCUGUAAAAUAUUCGUUGAAAGCACGUCUUUAAACGCGACAUUAAAAGAACUCGCAAAAUAACUUGUUAUGGCUGAAAUCAACCAAAAUACUGAUGGCACUGUUGAAGAAGUGGAAGAUGAAAAUUCAGAGGAUACUAAUAUUCAAAUGGAGCUCAGUGCUUUCCGGGCCAAGUGGAUGUCCGAGCUUCAGCCCAGCUCAGGUGGGAGGAGGAGCCUCCAGAAAUCUGCUGAGCUGAAGAGGAGACAAGAAAUAGCUAAAGAGGAAAAGGCCCGGGAGCUGUUCCUGAAGGCAGUCGAGGAAGAGCAGAAUGGAGCGGUUUAUGAAGCCAUCAAGUACUAUAAGAGUGCGAUGCUGCUGGUCCCGGACAUUGAGUUUCGGAUCAACUACAGCAGAACUCCUGAUCCGGACCGGAGUGGGGGCUACUUGGAGGACAACGAGAAGGACCGUGAGAUCGACGAUCUGCUGACGUACUUCCAGCAACAGCUGACGCUGGGCUACGACACCAUGAAGCUGUGUGAGCCGGACACAGACACGUCACAGGUGCACAUCUCAGCUUUGCCCUUCGAGGUGCUCAUGUAUAUCUUCCGCUGGGUGGUGUCAUGUGACCUGGACCUUCGAGCCCUAGAGCAGCUCUCAUUGGUUUGCAGGGGUUUCUAUAUCUGUGCAAGGGACCCUGAGAUUUGGCGCUCUGCUUGUUUGAGGGUGUGGGGGCGAAGCUGCACCAAAAUGCUGCCGUUUUCAUCCUGGAGAGAGAUGUUUUUGGAGAGGCCACGUGUGCGCUUUGAUGGUGUUUACAUCAGCAAAACCUCCUACAUCCGUCAGGGGGAGGAGUCUCUGGACGGCUUCUACAGGGCUUGGCACCAGGUGGAGUAUUACAGGUACCUGCGCUUCUUCCCUGACGGUCAGGCGGUGAUGUUGACCACCCCCGAGGACCCGUUGGUCGUUGUCCCAAGGCUGCGCAGCAAGAACUCCAGGAUGGACUCCAUCAUGCUUGGCCAUUAUCGGCUGUCCCAGGACACAGACAAUCAAACCAAAGUUUAUGUUGUUGUCUCCAAGAGGAAAGAAGAGCAGAAGGUGUCCGAGUACCAGAGGAGCCGGUUCUGCAGGCGGAGCCCAGUUCCCGACGCCGAGCGCUCGUUUCAUGUGGGACUGCAGCUGUCCUCUGGGGGGCGCCAGCGCUUCAACAAGCUGGUGUGGAUCCACCAUUCCUGCCACAUCACCUACAGAUCCAGUGGAGAGACUGUCGUCACUGCGUUUGAUGUGGACAAAAUGUACACGCCUCUGUUUUUUGCACGAGUCAAGAGCUUCACCGCCUUCUCAGAGCGCCCACUGUAGGACGACCCCGGCGAUGCAUGACGAAAGCUCACCUUUGACCUUU